AAGUUAAUGUUUGGUCUGAACGUACUGAAGAGGAAGGGUGGUCACUGGGAUCCUACCAACGCCAAAGAACUGCUGCAAUACAACAGUGCGAAGGGGUACCAACUGGCAGGCCUGGAACUCGGAAAUGAACCUGACAUAUUCCCUGAGAAACAUAACAUGACUGUGAGUGGCAGUCAGUUGGGUAUGGACUUCUACAACUUCAAGAAGCUGCUCCAAACGUCGCCAGGGUAUGAGAAAACACCAGUAAUAGGACCUGAUAUGGGGUCUGUAACGGGAUCAAGAACCCAGUUUUUUUGCUGAUUUCUUCACAGGAGGCGGGGACAAAGCCGUAGACAGGAUAACCUUCCACCAAUACUACACCAACGGCCAUACUGCACAAAUCUCUAAUUUCACCGAUUCCAAGUUGAUGGACCACCUGAUCUUUACUAUACAGACAGCGUUGGAUGUGACACGACGCACCAACCCACUUACCCCAGUGUGGCUGGGAGAGACGUCCUCCUGUUAUGAUAGCGGUGCUACUGGAAUCUCCGACAGAUACGUCGCUGGGUUUCUGUGGCUGGACAAACUUGGUAUUGCUGCCCGGAUGGGAUUGAAAGGAGUCCUCAGACAGGAUUUCUACGCCGGAAACUAUGGACUGAUUGACCAUGGCACCUUUGAUCCAUUGCCUGACUACUGGUCAACUGUCCUGUACAAGAGACUGGUGGGGGACGCCGUGUUUUCUGUGGAGGCGAGCGUGGACAACAGCACCAUCAGAGCCUACGCCCACUGCACAAAGCCAUCCUUUUCCUAUGGCUACGGGCCCGGAAGCGUGACGAUGUACUUCCUGCUGCCCACGGAUAACACUACCUCCAUUACGUUUCCACAAUUUCCCAACCAACCUGUAGAUGUGUUCUGGCUGACGCCAGUCGAUGGACUCACUAGCAAGACCGUGGCCUUGAACAACAACCCGCUAAAACUUGUCAAUAAUACGCUGCCGGAGCUGAAACCUUACAGGACGGGAAGAAACACUGUUACCUUCCCCGGGAAGUCAUUCGGGUUCCUCGUCUUCCCUGAGGCUGACGUGGCUGCCUGCAGUAGCCAGUGAUGAUGUUCACAGAAUGAUUCAGGAGAAUUUGCACUUGCUAUGAAAAUAAAUCUGAAUGUGUA
Molecule: messenger RNA, 1146 nt
Organism: Haliotis rubra (blacklip abalone)
Lineage: Eukaryota; Metazoa; Mollusca; Gastropoda; Lepetellida; Haliotidae
Product: heparanase-like
Exons: 8
Coding region: 407-1084 (225 amino acids)
Cellular component (GO): membrane; extracellular matrix
Molecular function (GO): hydrolase activity, acting on glycosyl bonds
Source: RefSeq, a predicted model, not a curated record